AGGAAGAAAAACCUGAGGAGCUGGGGGAGGAGGAUGGGGGGCAGACAAACAGCAAAUGCUCAGAGAAAACAAGAGGCCAAACAAGUUCCCCCACCCCCAUUCCUUUUCUUUCUCUACCUCCAGUAUAAGAUGUACAUCCGCAGACAGGGUCAUUUCUAAGAGGAAGUUUUCCCCUCCAAUUUUUCCCCCUUUUAAGCUGGGACCAGUGCCUGUGCACGCAAGUGUGGGUUUGCAUAAGCAGUGGAGGAAGCUUACCUAUGAAAGCUGGUAGGCACCGUCUCUGUGGAUUCCUGCUGCCAGAGGCAGAGGAUACCACCAUGGAGGUUUCAUCAAAAGAACAUGCUCACUUUUUCUCCAACAACACAAUUGUGCCUGUGGACCGAUCUUCAUUCAAAUCCGAAUCAUCCGCGUCCAAGGAAAAACUGUCGUGUUGUGGAGGUAUAAAGAUAUUUCUUGGUGCAUUGUCUUUUGUUUAUUUUGCUAAAGCACUGUCAGGAAGUUAUCUAAAAAGUACUAUCACACAAAUAGAAAGAAGAUUUGACAUCCCUUCCUCUUUGGUUGGUGUUAUUGAUGGAAGUUUUGAAAUUGGGAACCUCCUCAUCAUAAUUCUAGUGAGCUACUUUGGAGCAAAGCUUCACAGGCCAAGAAUAAUUGGAGCAGGCUGCCUAAUUAUGUCAGCUGGAACGUUCCUAAUCGCAAUGCCCCAGUUCUUCAUGGGACGAUACAGGUACGAAAGAUUCCCUUCCGCCAUCAAUUCCACUGUUAGCCUCUCUCCAUGUCUGCAGGAUAAAAGCCAAGCUCCACUCUCAGCCUUGGAGAAAUCCCAAGCAAAAAUAAACGCAGGGUGUGAGAAGGAAGCAGGCUCUUCCAUGUGGAUCUAUGUUUUACUCGGAAAUCUUUUGCGUGGAAUAGGUGAAACCCCUAUCCAGCCCCUGGGCAUCGCAUACAUCGAUGAUUAUGCUGUUGAAGAGAAUGCUGCCUUAUAUAUUGGCUGUGUACAGACAGUCGCGAUUAUAGGGCCAAUAUUUGGCUUUCUCCUGGGCUCCCUGUGUGCCAAACUUUACGUUGACAUUGGCUUUGUAGAUCUGGACAGCAUCGCGAUAAGUCCCAAGGACGUGCAGUGGGUGGGAGCAUGGUGGCUGGGGUACCUGAUAGCUGGGGUGAUCAGCGUCCUGGCUGGCAUCCCCUUCUGGUUCCUGCCCAAGCACCUCCCAAAACCUGAGAGCAGGAAGGACUCCAGCACCUCUUCCGAGCACUCCAAGUUCAUCAUCGAGGAGAACAAGGACCAGCGCGCAUCCCAUUGGCAACAAGCGAAGCUUGCAGAGAUGGCAAAAGACUUCUUGCCAUCACUGAAGAGCCUCUUUGGGAAUCCAGUUUACAUUCUGUAUUUGUGUGCAAGUAUCAUUCAGUUCAAUUCUUUAAUUGGCAUGGUGACAUAUAAGCCAAAAUAUAUUGAGCAACAGUAUGGGCAGACAUCUUCUAAAACUAACUUUGUUAUAGGUCUUAUUAACAUUCCUGCUGUGGCCUUUGGGAUAUUCUCUGGAGGACUGAUCAUGAAGAAAUUUGGAAUUGGUGUUUUAGGGGCUGCAAAACUUUCCUUGGGAUCAUCUUUCUUUGGUUACCUUUUGCUCCUCUCGUUGUUUGCCAUGGGCUGUGAGAACUCGGACGUGGCCGGACUGACUGUGUCGUACCACGGAGCUAAACGGAUGACUGAUUACGAGGAAGCCCUGUUUUCAGAGUGCAACUCAGGCUGCUCGUGUUCCCAGAACGACUGGGACCCCAUCUGUGGGGAGAAUGGGGUUACCUAUGUUUCUGCCUGCCUCGCCGGCUGCCAGGCAUCCAACGGCAGUGGGAAAAGCACCGUAUUCUUUAACUGCAGCUGCGUGGGAACUUUUGAAUCUUCACAAAGCUCCUCAGCUGUGGUGGGACCAUGUCAAAAAGGAAAUGAGUGUCCCAAAAUGUUUCUGUAUUUUCUCGUAAUAUCAGUUAUCACUUCAUACACUUUGUCAGUAGGUGGCACACCUGGAUACAUACUGCUCCUAAGAUGCAUUAAACCCCACUUGAAAUCAUUUGCACUUGGUAUCUAUACCCUGGCAAUAAGAGUACUUGCGGGGAUUCCAGCCCCGGUGUAUUUUGGACUAGCCAUAGAUACCACUUGCCUGAAAUGGGGAAGCAAAAGAUGCGGGGGAAGAGGAGCGUGCAGACUCUAUGACUCCAGUGCACUCAGGUAUGUGUACCUGGGGCUGACUUUGGUCUUGGGCAUGGUGUCCAUUUUCUUCAGUGUUGCUGUCCUUUGGGUUCUCCGAAAAAGGUCUUCUCCACAAGACGAGACCUUCUCGGCCAACGGGGAGAGAGGCGCCUGUGGGACAAAGAACAGAAAAGAUAAUUUUGUCAAUAGUGACCGGUUAAUUCAGUCAACUUACUGGCCAGAGAAGGAGACCAGACUUUAGGAAUACUGAGAUCUCCACCGUGAUUUUACCCAGUGAGUGGUGUUCCAGGAAAAAAAUCCACCAUCAGUGAAGCAGUAUCUUAGUAGCCACCCUGAAAAUGUUCACCUUCUUGCAAUUCUCACUGUAAACCCCAGAAUCAAAGACCACCAAUUCUGAGCACGUGAACAGCUCUAAAAAAACGCUGCUCACCAUUUUUUUCUGCUGAGAGGGGAUCUCCUGUGGUGGGGAGUUGCAGUUGUGGUCUCACCGAGACAAAGUUUUUGCGGCUGCCCCUCAGCUCGCUCCCUCCUCACGAAGCUGCCGGAGCUGCUGCUGCCCCUCGGUGUCCUCCUGGCUGUGAGGGGUGGUGGAGAGGCUGCCGUGUGGCUGCUGAUCCCUUGGGAAGGCUGACCUGAAACAGACUGGACAGAACUAGAGAAUAAAGUAGGGAUUUAUUGAAAGGCCUUUAAGGGUACACCUUGGGCAGGACAGGGCCUGACCAGGGCUAGGCCCAAGGUGGACUAAGAAUGGUCGCAAAAUGGCUGACCGGUUACAAAUUCUUACAUUUUUAUAAGUUUUGGUCCAUUUGAAUAUUGGGAUUUAAUUGUCCAAUUCCAGCUCCCGGCUGUGAGGUCCCACCCUUCUUGUUCCUCCCUCCAGCCACCCUUGUUUGUGCUUUUGGGCCUGAAAGUUGUCCUUGGUCCUCAGCAGGAAAAGGAUUUGUUUUGUCUACUCACUGAGCGAAGAGCGCUCACCAGCACUUAAUAUGAGGCUCAGAGCUGCACCCCUGGGCAGCACAGAAUCUGAAAUACAUGAAAGCUGAGCUUAAGGCAUCCCUCCCUCUGCCACGGGACCAGCCGAGAGGAGCCCGGGCACAAAACCAGACUUGGCCGCCUGGAAGGUUGGAAGGAUCUCUGGCACGUAGCCCGGCCCUGCCAACAGCGAGGCACGGGGCAGGAGGGAAGCGGUCUGCUGGAAGGACAAAUUGGCCACAGGCUCUGGGCACCUCAUGAAUUCCAUCCAUGACACUUAGGACGUCGAGUGUUGUGGUUAGGAAUCCGUUUUCCAGUAGCUUUGUUACAGCGCAACAAUCAACGCUAGAAGUUGGCAUUGCAGUCAAAGAGACCGCGAGAGUAACAUCCAAAGGAAACUGGAAUGAAAAUAGAGCUUUUUUAGAUGUCCAGCAGUUUCUUGCUACUUGCUAGUACUCAGUGUACUAAAUAAUUCCAUGCACUUUAUGAUGUAAUAACAAAAUUAUACAAGAUACAUAUGAUUUCUAUUAUAAAAAGCUAUGACAAGACAGCUUGAGAAAAAUAAAAUUAAAUUA
Messenger RNA from Hirundo rustica (Barn swallow), 3756 nucleotides. RefSeq names its product solute carrier organic anion transporter family member 1C1 (gene SLCO1C1). Gene Ontology annotation, biological process: sodium-independent organic anion transport; transmembrane transport; bile acid and bile salt transport. The coding region runs from base 258 to 2450 and encodes 730 amino acids. The transcript has 15 exons. Gene Ontology annotation, molecular function: bile acid transmembrane transporter activity; protein binding. The record is from RefSeq and is a predicted model, not a curated record. Gene Ontology annotation, cellular component: membrane. NCBI's taxonomy places the organism in Eukaryota, Metazoa, Chordata, Aves, Passeriformes, Hirundinidae.